AAAUAAAUCAGUCAAUUGCACUGUUAAUAUUCAAGAUAGAUGAUUCUUGAGGAGCCACCGCCCCCUCAGAGGAGUUGUAAUUAUCAAAUUUGUAUUAUUGUGCUCCAUUUGUUAUAUAAAUAGAAGAUGAUUACUUCUCCUCAUCCACAACAGAGUUGUGUUUGCUAAAACACAAGAUGAUAUCAUUCUCAGUCAUAGAAAUUUUUUGCUGCUUGUGCUAAAUUUCAAAACUCCCUAAAGUUUUGUGUCUUUGCUCCAUUCUGAUUCAGUCAUACAAUGUCCUACUACACAACUUCUUUCAAAUCCAUUAUGCACUUGCUACUCCACAUUUUUUGUUUUCAAACUCUCACAAAUGCCAUUUCCGCUUUUCCAGGAAAUACAACUGAUCAUAUGGCCUUGAAAGCCUUCAAGGCCAAGAUUUCAAAAGACCCUCAAGGGAUUUUGAAAUCUUGGAAUGAUUCUGUCCACUUCUGCCAGUGGGAAGGCAUCACUUGUAGCCGUAGAAGGGACAGAGUCACUCUCUUGGAUCUAUCAUCCAGGGACUUGGUGGGUUCUUUGUCUCCUUUCAUAGGGAACUUGAGCUUCCUUCAAGAGAUUAGCCUCUCAAAAAAUAGUUUUUAUGGUGGUAUCCCACUCGAAAUUGGGCGUCUAUUCAGGUUAAAGAUCCUCAGUCUCUCUAAUAAUUCUUUUGGAGGAAGGCUCCCAUCUAACCUAUCUCAUUGCUUCAACCUCCAUUUCCUCGAUGUUAGUGGAAACAAGUUAGAGGGAAAGGUUCCAGUGGAGAUUGCUUCCAUGUCCAAGCUCACAACUCUUUAUAUCGACAAAAAUCAUUUUACUGGAGGAAUCCCACCCUUCAUUGGGAAUCUUACCAAUUUGAUAAACUUCGAUACAAGUCAUAAUGACCUUGGAGGCAUCAUUCCUGAUGCACUAGGCCAAUUAAGAAGCCUGCGCUUUCUUGCACUCGAAGAAAAUAGUCUUUUUGGCAAGAUCCCCUCAUCAAUCUAUAACCUUUCCACGCUUUCUGCUUUCACCAUAUCCAGUAAUGAACUUGAAGGAAAUCUUCCGUGGGAUAUAGGACUCACCCUUCCUCAUCUAACAGUCUUCGCUAUGUGGAAAAACAACUUUAGUGGGCAGAUUCCAGUAACAUUUUCCAAUGCUUCAAAACUUGACACUUUACAAUUGCAAAAAAAUAAAUUCUCAGGAAAGAUAACAGUUCCUUUUGGGCACCUACAACAUCUACGGGUUCUACUUUUGAAUCAUAAUUAUCUAGGAACUGGAGACGCUGAUGAGAUGAAUUUUUUAACUUCUUUGGUCAACUGUAGCAAAUUGCGAUAUUUACACCUUGGUAUAAAUCAAUUUCACGGGAGAUUGCCAAAAUCUAUAGCCAAUCUCUCAAGUCAACUAAGUUUCCUCCUCUUUGCAAAGAAUAACCUUUUCGGAGGCAUCCCUCCAGGGUUAGGGAAUCUUGUCAGUUUAAAUGAUUUGCGAUUGCAAGAAAAUCAGUUUACAGGCAAAGUUCCAAAAGAAAUAGGUCAACUUGGACAACUUCAAAGAUUAUCUCUUGGCAGAAAUAAUCUUUCAGGAGAAAUUCCAAAUUCUUUUGGAAACUUAACAUCAUUGAAUACGCUUUUUUUAGAACAAAACAAGUUAAAUGGAAGCAUACCUUCAAGCCUUGGGAACUGCCAAAAAUUGGAGGAACUAGACCUUUCUCAAAAUGAUCUUAGCGGCUUCAUACCCAAAGAACUUUUCAGCAUUUCUAGUUUGAGUAUUAUGCUCGAUCUUUCUUAUAAUCAUCUUGUUGGAUCUCUACCUUUAGAAGUUGGUCAAUUGAGACACUUAGGUUCACUAUAUGUAUCUGACAACAUGUUGUUAGGAGAAAUUCCAAAUAGCUUGACUGGCUGCACCAGUCUAGAGGUCCUUCACCUUGAUAGAAACCACUUUCGAGGUAGCCUUCCUGAAUUUUUAAGCUCUCUAAGAGGAAUUCGGGAACUUGAUCUUUCUGUCAACAACUUCACAGGUAAGAUCCCUCAAUUCAUGGCAAAUCUCGCAUUGGAGUAUUUGAACUUGUCUUUCAAUAACUUGGAAGGAGAGGUGCCAACAAAAGGCAUCUUCAGAAAUGCAAGCGUAGUUCUUGUUGAAGGAAACAAGGACAUUUGUGGGGGAAUCCCUGAACUUAGAUUGCCUAAAUGCAGCAUCAAAGCAACAAAGAAAGGGGAAUUGUCACAUACUAAAAGAAAAAACAGAGAUCAGUCUUCUAGAUUCUCCUUGAAAGAGCCUCUAAGGCAACUUUCUUACCAAAGCCUCCUUAAAGCAACAGAUGGGUUUUCUUCAACAAAUUUACUUGGUAAAGGAAGCUUCGGUUCUGUCUACAAAGGAGUUCUCGAAGAAGAUGGAGCUCAUGUUGCAGUCAAAGUACUUGAUCUUUUGUAUCGAGGAGCUUCCAAGAGUUUCAUGGCAGAGUGUGAAGCCUUGAAGAACAUUCGUCACCGAAACCUUGUAAAGAUCAUAACUUCUUGCUAAAGCAUCGAUUUUCAGGGAAAUGAUUUCAAGGCUCUAGUUUAUGAGUUGAUGCCCAAUGGAAGCUUGGAUAAUUGGUUGCAUGCAUCUGCUCAAGAAACAAAUAAUGGCCAAAGCAGAGUCCAGAGUCUAAGCCUAUUACAGAGGAUAAGCAUUGCUACUGAUGUCGCCUCCGCUCUUGACUAUCUCCAUUACCAUUGUGGGAAGCCAAUUGUUCAUUGUGAUCUAAAGCCGAGCAAUGUUCUUCUAGACAACGACAUGACUGCUCAUGUUGGGGAUUUUGGGCUUGCAAAGUUUAUUUCAUCAGAAUCCACAAUGUCAAACCAAAGUAGCUCUGUUGGAGUGAGGGGAACAAUUGGGUACGCU
Molecule: messenger RNA, 2883 nt
Organism: Rubroshorea leprosula
Lineage: Eukaryota; Viridiplantae; Streptophyta; Magnoliopsida; Malvales; Dipterocarpaceae
Source: the annotation of a GenBank genome assembly